Messenger RNA from Mya arenaria, 528 nucleotides. RefSeq lists its product as uncharacterized. Bases 100 to 441 code for a protein of 113 amino acids. The record is from RefSeq and is a predicted model, not a curated record. The transcript has 4 exons. NCBI's taxonomy places the organism in Eukaryota, Metazoa, Mollusca, Bivalvia, Myida, Myidae.
AUCGUAUUUGAUCUGCAGUGACACUUGUGUUAGGCAGAUUCCAAGUGGCUUGGCUUAUAGGCUUAUUCUUUGUUUUUGGUAUCGCACGGUCAGAAAAAAAUGAAGGUUGUUAUAUUCUUUCUAGCAGUUUGCGUUGCGGCGGCAGCAGGUAGAAGUUAUUGUAGAUGUGACAGCAACGACCUUGUAUGUACCUACGACAAUGAGACGAAGGCCAAGUGUGAGAUGGAGUGCGAACGCAAAGAGUACCUGAUCAACUGCGAAGGCCACUGCCCUUGCGUUAGCCCUGCAUACCGCCCGGCCGGCUCUGAAUAUCGCCCCACCCCGUGCGGCUGUGACAACACCUACAAGCCGGUGCACACGAUGUCAGAUAACUACUACAUGAACAAGUGUCAGGCCGAAUGCAACGGAGAGGUGGUCUGUACCGGACGCAUAAGUGUGUGAACGAUUGCCCGUUAUACAAACAUUAUUUUGAAAACGCUUUUCAUGUGAACAACAUUUUAAACCUUUGGGAUUAAAAUAUAUUUACGA